Prunus avium (sweet cherry) is the source of this 512-nucleotide messenger RNA. NCBI's taxonomy places the organism in Eukaryota, Viridiplantae, Streptophyta, Magnoliopsida, Rosales, Rosaceae. The record is from RefSeq and is a predicted model, not a curated record.
UCCAAAAAACCCAGAUAUAUAGAUAGAUGGUGCCACUCAAAGACGUAGUACCAGCAGCACAGAACAACAUAAACACAAGGUUCAUACUUUUGGACAAAAGUAUGAAGACGUCAUCAUCAUCGGAAGGCCUUCACAAGACAUGCCUGGCACUCGUGGCAGAUGAGACGGCGGCAGUUCACUUCCAGCUGUGGGGAGACGAGUGCAAUGCAUUCGAGCCGGGCGACAUCAUACGCUUGAGCAAUGGCAUCUUCUCUUAUAACAGGAACAGUCUUCUGCUCAGGGCAGGUAAGAGAGGCAAAAUAGAAAAGGUUGGAGAAUUCAUGAUUGCAUUUGUUGAGACACCAAACAUGAGUGUGAUUCGUUGGGUUCCUGACCCCAACAACUCUAAGAAGUACAUACAGGAGGCUGUGAUUUCUCCACAUUCACGUAUAUUUCCACCCAAAUAGUGAUCCUCAAGUUGUUCUUAUUGCUACUCUAACAGUUUAAUUUGUCCAUUUUAAUGGGACUCGAAA